AUGAAACUUUUCGGAUUCACUCUCGCAACCGUCUCUGUUGCCCAGUUCGCUGGCAACGCUACUCUCGUCGAUACUCCUCGAUGGGGUAAGCAAUUUGACGGCCCAGCCUGCUUCAAGUGCGAAGGAAACAACUGGGAAGAGUGCAGAGCUCAAGCAUGGGAACGAGAAGGAGGCCCAAUCUCUUGCCGAGAGGACAAAGUCUGCAGCAUGGUCGAGCGACGACGAGGAGGCAAGAUCUACCGAGUCGAGUCUCGAUGCAAGCAGGUCGACGUCUGCAAAAUGGAGCGAGAGCAUAACCUCCGACCUUGCCCACAAAUGCCUAGUGCCACUGAGUGCAACCAGAUGGAGACAGAUCAUAACGGCGCUGAAACUACAUCAGUCUGCCGAAACUGCUUCCAGGCACCUGAGCACUUCGAUGAGCAAGAAGCGUUUAUGAACAAGAUUGACGCCGCUGCUGCUCAAAACGGUCUUCCUCUCAGCGAAUGGAUGAAGGACUCCUUCUACGGAAACUAA
Molecule: messenger RNA, 513 nt
Organism: Oikopleura dioica
Lineage: Eukaryota; Metazoa; Chordata; Appendicularia; Copelata; Oikopleuridae
Source: the annotation of a GenBank genome assembly